Vitrella brassicaformis is the source of this 4695-nucleotide messenger RNA. The record is from the annotation of a GenBank genome assembly. NCBI's taxonomy places the organism in Eukaryota, Vitrellaceae.
UCAGCAAGGUAAUGACUCAUUGCUACUGCUCGAGACAGAGAUGCCCUCUGGCGCAUCGUCGCCUUCAGCCGCAGCUGCAGGGAUAGAACACGGCCGCUCCGACCAGUGAGUCGGGCCGCUCAUAUCGCGACUCGGUGAUGGGGAAGGUUGGGCCGGCGGCCACAGGACCGGCGAGCACUUCCGUUCCAGCCAUGUGCUGUCCCUGACAUAGGCGUGCCCGUGCUCAGCACUGUCAUGUCUUUGUGGCUGCGCCUUCCGGUGUUCGUCCCGGCUGCCAGUCUUGGCGGAAUCAACAUUCAGAUGAUAGAAGUCGCUGAUGGUGCUGCAAGAAGCAAAGCUGCCUCGUCUGAUCCGUCCUGGUGUCCCCUGCUCUCCGCCGCUCGGUGCAUGUUUGUAGGGCACCCGGCCGCCUGCUUCGAGCGGGCCAGCUUCCCCUCUGCCGUCUGCUCUCUUCCACGGCAGCACUCCGGCGGCGAGGGCUUCAGAGGCGGAAGAGUCCAUUCCCUCGUCGGAUCGAGGGGACGUUGGUCCGUCAUUUGCGGCACCGUGACUGUCCUCGUCUCGCCCAUCGUCCCCGCCACCAUGCCCGUGUGUGAAGCUGCGACUGCGAAGCGCGCGGAUGCGCGCGAGGUUUUCACUGCCGCCGGCGCGAUCGGGGGGGUUAAGGGUGGGAAUUGUGUGGUGUAUGUGGCCCUGGCCGGCGUGGUGCAGCAGGUGGUCGUACACGUGGUCGAACUCGGCCAGAGAAAUGCGCCGGGAGAGCCUACGGCGGGUAGUGGUCGGCCGGCUCUCGACGCCAGAAAUACUCGGCCUGAAACAUCCAUGAUAGAGACAUCAUCAUCGCGGUCUGUUGGUCGAUAGGCGCCUUGUGUACCGCCGCGUUUCGAACAUGUCGAUGAAAGGCAGCACCUCCACCUGGACACAUACACAAGGGCUGGUGUUUGCAGGAAAUAAGGGAAACCACACACACAAGGGCACAUCGCAGACUCAGCACCGGACCUGGACAAUUGCCAAUGCCUCGGCAAUGCUUUUCAGGUCGCAUCUAUGCAGCCGAUUCAUGGCGGCUCUCAAGUACUCCACUCUUGGAUCCCGGUCUGAGCACGGGAAAAGGGGCUCUUCCACAUGACUUGAAAUCAUGCUCGAGUCAGGGGGGGGCUGCAGACUGCGCACACUGAAAGCGCUUCUGAGUGCGCCGCCGGCUCCAUCCUGCUGUCCGCUGUACUCUCUGAGCGAGGGGAGGCGCUGCGGCUGUCGAUGGCUGCCUUUCAGGAACCCAACCACCGCGCAUGAGACAGUUGUCAUAUCUUCCAGAACGCGUUUUACGAAGCUUUCUCGCUUUAAAUUCAGCGGGCCACUUUUCCAGUUCCAAAGAAGGGAAUACCAAAGUGCCGCGAACGUGCCGGCAAUACCGAAGACCUGGAGGCAUCACAAUGAACCUGCACCAAGAAGCACGGACGGCUUCCAGUGUCUGUGCUGAUGGUUACGGCGAUGGUCCACGUGACGUUCUGGAAGAAUGGGAGCGAGCUCUGCUUAUGCUCAGCCGAGUACGCACCAACCCUGAUCAUCAGUGGAUGAACCAUCGAUUGGCUGGCGAUAGAUUGUUGCGUUGUGGUAAGCUCACAUCAGCAAAAUCAGGAGCAGAAUAUAAAACAGCGUCUCAAGGUAGUUACCUGGUGCAAAAAAACGACAAAAAAGGACACGCAUGACCAGCCGACCCCGUCUGUCGCUUACUUGCUGGUGUCCUCCACGGCCAAACCAGCAAAUGGGCGACAAGGGAAAAUAUGAUGAUCAGAGAAGAGAUGAAGCACUCCAGGGAUCCAUCGUGCCACAGAAAUAAGGGCACUGCUGCAAGCAGCGUGUUGCGCAACAGAUGCACGAGCAUCCACCAGUUUUUGUCCUGCAGCCGCGGUUUCACAAUUAGAAAUCCAUUGCUUUGUCCCCCAUAUAGUCGUGGGCUCACCGCUCUGCAGGACUCGAACAUGUACCGAAAUCUCACCCUGAAGGCGGCACUAUGGUGCCAGAUCUGAGGAGCUAGGUAUAGGAUUACACUGUAGAAGACCAGCACUCCCACGACAUACACAAGACCCCCGACCACGCCCAGUGGGAAGAGCUGCGUCCACCACACUCCUUCAUAACAUAACGCCUGAUGACAUGACCGAACUCUCCUGAAUACCCAUAUUUGCAUCCGUUGUCUGGCGUGGAGGUGAGCGCAUACGUGCGGCAUGUGGAUCAUGGAAAAGCGCCCAUUUGGGUGUUUAAAACACUGAAAGAUGAUCGUGCAGGACACGACCAGAGGUAUGUACAUCGUGUACACCUGAAUGACAAAACAAAGACGUGAAUGCAAGGGCCGCGGGGCUCACGUCUCCCAUAAGUCGGACCAUCAUCACGAUGGACUGUGUAAGGGACAAGACAGUAAGCAAUCACACUGAAGUGCAUGGAUACGUCACUUGCUGCGCGGGUGCCUCGUUACAUUGCAGAGGCGAUUGCCGUUCAUCGGUGACCACUCCACACAGGCGUAGCACAGAUUCAUCGUUGCACUUCCCAGCCGAGCUGGCUGCGCCUUCGCCCAGCGGGCUAAGUCUUUGCAGCUCUCGCAUUUCCACAGACCUGAAAAGCCGACAAGGGAAGGCAUUUGUCAAAUCGGAAUCGCACUGUAAGAGACGCGUAUACAUUUUUUGCUGGUGCUCCCAGCUGAUUGCAGCCUGGAGGGCCGCUCGUCACCACCGUAGCUGAUCGUGAAUGCCGGGGCACUUAGCACCGGACGUAGCUCGGUGGUUUGAGUCGGACCAGGGUAUCUCACAAAUAUCGAUGCGUCUGACUCCUGCCACUUCUGACUUUCGCUGCGAGAGGGCCUGGCACCUAAGAGCAGCCUCUUGAAGGCAUAGGGGAUGAGCGACAGUGCCCACAUGAGGAUGAAAAUAGAGCAUAUCAUCAGCGGGAGCAGCAGCCGCAGCAAAUAGUAUCUCAGUGGGGUAAGCUCAAAUGGCAACCAGCAUUGAGGCCUCAGGUGGCGAAGGUCGAAAUCAAAAAGCCCUCCUACAGAAACGCGCACACGUGCACGCAAACAGUAUAGGCACCCAUCUGCGGUUUUCAUAUGAGAUAUGUAGACCUGCAGCGAUGAACGAUGAUGUAGGGUCCGGCCACCUGCAAGCCGACAGAUAGACGAGAGCACGCCUCCUUUCCGAUGCUCAAGCUGCCUCUUACGCGACAUUGAAUGAGCCGAAGAUGCCAAUAGUCAUGAGGUAGCGGACGGUCAGGGAGAAGACCUGCCCCAUACUCUUGAUAAGGCUGCCAUCCGGUGUGCCACUAGCCCUGGUGACUCUGAACGAGCGAGACAUGGCGACCGUGAGUAGAUCCUGCUUGUGCUUUGGUUGAGUUGUACUAAAUGCAGACCUGUUCACAUAUACAUGGACCAUGGCGAAGAGGGCCAUAAGUGGAAGCAAGACGAGAGCAGCCCAGGCCAUUUGGAUGCCUGCAGCUGUCUGGGGGCACGGCUCGCAGACGCCUGAGCACAGGCAGACAUUUAUAUACUGACAUGCUGAUGAUACAGCGAGUCAGCCAUCUCACCAACGGCUUUUGAAAAGAAUCGCGGCAGGCACCGACCGCAUGCAAUGCUCGUCUGGUCCACGCCUUCUCUGCAGGCAAUUUCGUUCAUUGAAGGUCCCUUCAGAGUUCGUGCUGACCUGCAGAUUUUGGGGGCCAUUGUGGCAGCCUUUGACGCAUUCACCUUCUUGAUCAUUCGCACGUCAAGCGGCCCACCCGGACACGCAGUCCUGGGAUGGCACGUAUAGAUGUCUGCCUUCCACCCUGAGGCGUUUGUUGGCACCCAUUCUCGAGUGUCGACCCAAUGACCAAGGGAGACGAAGGGCAGGAGGUCGCUGCCGUCACAGUCCAAUCCGUUUGGGCAUGGCACACACUCCUUGAAUCGCUCCUCAUCUCUCAACUCAACCGGCUUCUCAUACGUGCCCUGCAAUAGGGGAGAAUACACUCAAGCAGUGAGCUGGCCUCACCUUCUUUAUCCUCUCUUACCUGCGGGCAGAUGCACCUCUCAUCUGAUCGUGCGCCGGGAUAUGGUGUCACACGUACUCCAGGACACUGCUUGCAUUCUGAUUACAGGAAGGACGAAGAGAGAAGCGGCACAUAUGCCAGAUCCACACCCAUCACAAACCUGAUCGGCCAGGGCGAUCUGAAUUCAAUUGACAGCAAGACAAUGUGACAGCAAGACAGUGUGAAUGGAUGCAAAAAGAUGAUCUCUCUCACCUUGGUAGUAGCCCACUUCGCACCUGAACGAAGGAGACACAGGAUUUUGCUUUACCGUCAUCAUGAAAGAGGCUCCCCUUUUUGGCUGACCGCUCGCAUUGAAUGCUGCCGGACGUGGCUGCAAAUGUUCCGGGUUGGCACAUCUUGCAUGCUCGGCCUCCUUUCGUCUCACUGAAGGUGCCCUGGCACGGAACAAUGUCCAUGAAUCAGUGAUGUAUCUCGAAGUUUCUGCGAGACUCACUCACAGGGGGGCAUAUCUCACAGUCGCCGUUGCUUGCCAUCACGUAACCCUCCUCGCAUUUCCCAAAUGCGUUCAAGAUCCCUAGCUCUGUAAGAAAAAGACAGGAAUGAAUCUUUCACACGAGAGACUUUUGCGCUGUCCUUGCCUGUAAGUGUGAGCUGGGCGGAAGCGGAACAAGCAGGAUGGAAUCGCAU